GGGUGGAGAGUCUCCUCCUUGCCUGCUUAACCAAGUAGAAAGGGAGCCCUUUCUAUCUCUUUUGCACACAGAAGAUAGUCGUGUUCAGCAUAAAGAAUUAUCAGAUAUGCUAAGAGGCAAGAUCAUGGGACCCCAAACAAGGCAAUAGAAGCAGACCAACAGAUGGAUCAGAGAUUAGAAUGAGCUGCCAGCUACUGUAAAAUUACUAUAAAUAGUAUGUUCAAGAAAAUAGAUUAAAGUAUGGACUUAAUAGAUGGAGGCAUAGAUAAUUAAUGAUAAUUUAGAUUUAUUAUAAGGACUUAAACAGAUAUUCUAAAACAGAACAUGCAAAAUUUGAAGUUAGGACGUAAUGGUUAGUUUCAAUAGCAGAUUAUUUAUAAUAUAAGACAAAAGAGGAAAGCAGAUCAGUAAAUAAUCUCAAACUGAAAACAGAGAAAAAAAGUAGAAAAAAUAAAUAGAUAAAGAACAUUAUAGACACGUAGGAUGUGCUUGGAAGGUAUAAUACAUGUAGAACUAGAGUCUCAGAGAAGAGGGAGAGUAGGUCAAAGGCAAAAUUUGCAGAGAUAAUAAGAAUUUUACAAAGUGAUGAACGCAACUGAGAGAUUCAAAAGUUAUAAAACCUUGAGCAAAGUGAAUACAAAGGAAACCUAUCUCUGCCCAUCUACUAUGGAAACUUAGGACAAAGAAAAAAUUUAAAAACAGGAUAGGGGUGGGGAAGACACAUUACUUUUAAAUUUGAUGCACUGUGACAUCUUAAAAGAUGUGAUUAAAAAAAUUAGUGAAAUGUCUAUCAUUAAAGGAGAGAAAGAUAAAAACUGCCAACCUAGAAUUCCAUUCCCGGCAAAAAUUUCCUUCAGAAGUGAAAGUGAAAUUCAGACAAACAAAAAAUGAGGGAACGUGUCAGUUGUAGAUCUACGUGAUGAGAAAUACUUUUAGGCAGAAGGAAAACAAUUCCAGGUGAUAUGCAGAAAGGACUGAAGAGCAUCACGGAGAGUAAAUGUACGUGCAAAAGAUCCGUGAAUACUGACCACGUAAACAGUAAGAUAAAAGAAUACGAAAAGCUUGAUAAUGAGGAAGAUCGCCUCAGCAGAAGUCGACAAAUUUAUGAUACGUAUAUCAUGAAGGAGCUCCUUUCCUGUUCUCAUCCAUUCUCAAAGCAAGCUGUAGAACAUGUGCAAAGUCAUCUAUCUAAGAAACAAGUAACAUCAGCUCUUUUUCAGCCAUACAUAGAAGAAAUCUGUGAAAGUCUUCGAGGUGACAUUUUUAAAAAAUUUAUGGAAAGUGACAAGUUCACUAGAUUUUGUCAGUGGAAAAAUGUAGAAUUAAAUAUCCAUUUGACCAUGAAUGAUUUCAGUGUCCAUAGGAUUAUUGGACGAGGAGGAUUUGGUGAAGUUUAUGGUUGCAGGAAAGCAGACACUGGAAAAAUGUAUGCAAUGAAAUGCUUGGAUAAGAAGAGAAUCAAGAUGAAACAAGGAGAAACAUUAGCCUUAAAUGAAAGGAUUAUGUUGUCUCUUGUCAGUACAGGAGAUUGUCCUUUCAUUGUUUGCAUGACCUAUGCCUUCCAUACACCAGACAAACUCUGCUUCAUCCUGGACCUGAUGAACGGAGGGGACUUGCACUAUCACCUUUCCCAGCACGGGGUGUUCACUGAGAAGGAGAUGCGGUUCUAUGCCACGGAGAUCAUUCUGGGGCUAGAGCACAUGCACAGUCGGUUCGUGGUUUACAGGGACUUGAAGCCAGCAAAUAUCCUCCUGGAUGAACACGGACAUGUGAGAAUAUCAGAUCUUGGUCUGGCAUGCGAUUUUUCCAAAAAGAAGCCCCAUGCGAGCGUUGGCACCCACGGGUACAUGGCUCCUGAGGUGCUGCAGAAGGGGACAGCCUACGACAGCAGUGCCGACUGGUUCUCCCUGGGCUGCAUGCUUUUCAAACUUCUGCGGGGUCACAGCCCUUUCAGACAACAUAAAACCAAAGACAAGCACGAGAUAGACCGAAUGACACUCACCGUGAAUGUGGAACUCCCAGACUCCUUCUCUCCUGAACUGAAGUCACUUUUAGAGGGCCUGCUUCAGCGAGACGUCAGUGAGCGACUGGGCUGUCACGGAGGCAGUGCACAGGAAGUGAAGGAGCACACCUUUUUCAAAGGCAUCGACUGGCAGCAUGUUUACUUACAGAAGUACCCACCACCCUUGAUUCCCCCCCGUGGAGAGGUCAAUGCUGCUGACGCCUUCGAUAUCGGCUCAUUUGAUGAAGAGGAUACCAAAGGCAUUAAGCUGCUUGAUUGCGACCAAGAACUCUACAAGAACUUCCCUUUGGUAAUCUCUGAACGCUGGCAGCAGGAAGUAGCCGAAACAGUUUAUGAAGCAGUAAAUGCAGACACAGAUAAAAUCGAGGCCAGGAAGAGAGCUAAAAAUAAGCAACUUGGCCAUGAAGAAGAUUACGCUCUGGGAAAAGACUGCAUUAUGCACGGGUACAUGUUGAAACUGGGAAACCCAUUUCUGACUCAGUGGCAGCGUCGCUAUUUUUACCUCUUUCCAAAUAGACUUGAAUGGAGAGGAGAGGGGGAAUCUCGGCAAAAUUUAUUGACAAUGGAUCAGAUUCUCUCUGUGGAAGAAACUCAGAUUAAAGACAAAAAAUGUAUUUUGUUCAGAAUAAAAGGAGGGAAGCAAUUUGUCUUGCAAUGUGAGAGUGACCCGGAGUUUGUGCAGUGGAAGAAAGAGUUGACUGACACCUUCAUGGAGGCCCAGCGGUUACUGCGUCGUGCUCCAAAGUUCCUCAACAAGCCUCGAUCCAACAUAGUGGAGUUAUCAAAGCCACCCCUCUGUCACAGAAACAGCAAUGGCCUCUAGCACCCAGGGGCAGGGAAGUUCCCUUGAGGGAUCCGCACCAGGGGUCUUCAGCCCUUUGAACAGAGCCUUUUAGAAAAAUGUGGGGAUUCAAAUAUCUGACUUCCUGACUGCUGGGGCCCUUCCUUGGUGGAGCAGCCCCAGGACUCUGUGAUGCUCCUAAUAGGAGCCCGGACCGUUCUAUGACUUAGGCUCAGCCUCGCUUCUCUGGCUGAUCAUUGCCCACACCUGAAACUACUGAAGAAAGGAAAGUUUUUCUUUGCCGUACACUUAUUUUGGUAUCUAUGAACUUAGAACUUGAAAUGAUUCCUACUUACCACUUACAUUUUUAUGACUGAUAUCAAACACAUCUUAAACUUUCCAGGAUGGAAUGUAACAGUCUUCAGAGUUGGGUACUAGAUACCCCGAGCAUUGCCAUAUUUUAUCUAUAAACAGCCACUGCUGGUUUUCUGUCUUUGCACCGUACUGCUGGGGGAUGGGAGAGCAACAGUGUGUUUCUUCUGUGCACUUUACGACUGACUUCUGGUUGUCCUGGGUUAAGAGUUGAAAAUGUUUUCUGAGGAGGUUGCACUCAGGCCCUGCCCCACCACCAUGCACAGUGCGCUGCCCCGCCUCUGACCUGUCUGUCCCUGGGGCGCUCAGAGCCGGUGUGGGUGAUGGGGGGAUAUUCUCAAGUGGGAGGCAUGACCAGGCAUUGAAGGCGUCCAUGCUCUGAUCCUCAGGAAUGUUUACUGUGAUGCUGAAGGAGACACAGUAGAGUUGUAGAUUUGGGGGAGAGUAGCAGUUUUCAAAAAUCUUCAAGUACCCCAGUGUGCUCAAACAGACAAACAGUGCCUCCCUAUGCCUGGUGUGCAGGGACGCUCGCUGGUGAGUCUGUCUUGGUCUCAGUAACAUGUAGUCAGGUGACAGUCUUGCUGGUUCCUUAUGCCUGACCCCAGGAAACGCAUCAGUAAUGGAUGUGCAAAAGGAGGUCUGAUUUACAUGGUUAAACUACAAAGAGUGGAAAAUGAAUUUUGUUAUAAAAGAAUGCUGAAGAAUGAAUGUAUCAAAAUGGAUGAAGGGUGUAGAUUGGCUUCCUGACUUACAUUGUCACUAACGAAUGGGACGCUUUGCACUGGGUUGCUGUGGGACAGAGACCACAUGCACGUGUCCAGGCGUGUUUGCCUGAUCCCGGCGUCAUCCUCCUCAAUGUUUGUUUUGCACACUAUCCUCAUGCCCUGUCUAUGCCCCAGAUACAUGCUAGCUUAGGAGACCCAGUGAGGUCCCCCAUGUCAUCAGACUACAGAAAUCACAAUUUUAAAAGGCCACACAUUUGUCCUAUGCCUGGUAUGCUUUUGUUGUAUGUCCGUAAAUCAACUACUAACGAUAUAAAUAACUUGACAUCAUAAUUAUCUGUAUCCUGUCCUUGAUACUUAUUUUGGUUCCAAUUCUAUCUUUAAUACAUGUGUGCUAUGUUCAUUGAGAAAGUACUUUUUAAUGAGAUUAUAUUUUGAGAGUUUGGAA
Messenger RNA from Otolemur garnettii (small-eared galago), 4346 nucleotides. RefSeq names its product G protein-coupled receptor kinase 3 (gene GRK3). The transcript has 19 exons. Gene Ontology annotation, molecular function: G protein-coupled receptor binding; G protein-coupled receptor kinase activity; ATP binding. The coding region runs from base 963 to 2846 and encodes 627 amino acids. The record is from RefSeq and is a predicted model, not a curated record. Gene Ontology annotation, biological process: G protein-coupled receptor signaling pathway; protein phosphorylation; regulation of signal transduction. NCBI's taxonomy places the organism in Eukaryota, Metazoa, Chordata, Mammalia, Primates, Galagidae.